This is a messenger RNA of Malania oleifera, 5091 nucleotides long. RefSeq names its product putative pentatricopeptide repeat-containing protein At3g08820. Gene Ontology annotation, biological process: RNA modification. Gene Ontology annotation, molecular function: protein binding; RNA binding; zinc ion binding. The transcript is spliced from 2 exons. The record is from RefSeq and is a predicted model, not a curated record. The coding region runs from base 221 to 2107 and encodes 628 amino acids. Lineage: Eukaryota; Viridiplantae; Streptophyta; Magnoliopsida; Santalales; Ximeniaceae.
GCCUAUUCUUAUAAUGGUAAUCAUAACAUCAAAGCGGCGUCGUAUUAAUCUUCUUCACCAAAGAGUUCAAUUCCAUGGAGCCGGCCAGGCGGGGACUUCGGAUCUCUCCUUCAACUCAUCAUCAUCCCACCUCUGGUUUUGGAUUUGACAACCCAACCUGGCUCUUCUUCACCAGAAGAAGGCGAUACACCUCUUGCUCAAAUGCUCCGACCAGCUUGCCAUGGCCCACCUCCUCCAAAUUCAAACUCAACUCAUAACCCUCCCCAUCCCCACCUCCGUUAUUCACCCUAACAUCAUCGCCGUCAAGCUCAUCGGCGUCUGCGCCUCCCACGCUAACCUGCGCCACGCCGCCCUCGUCUUCGACACCCUCCCCACCCCCAACAUCUUCACCUACAACACCAUCCUCAGAGCCUUCGCCCAAAACAAUCACUGGAUCCAUACACUCCAGUAUUUCAACUCCCAGUUGUCAUCGCCCGAUGCGCCUGGCCCAGAUGAGUACACCUUCACCUCUGUCCUCAAAGCCUGUUCUGGGCUUUCCAGUGCAGUCGACGGCGAGAAAAUCCACGGUCUUGUCGCCAAACUGGGCCUCGAAUCGAAUGUUUUUGUUCAGAACUCGCUUGUGGAUAUGUACUUUAAAGUGGGUUCUUUUUUGGUUGCUCAGAAGCUAUUUGAUGAAAUGCCGGAAAGAGACGUUGUUUCUUGGAACACAUUGGUUUCCGGGCUUUGUUUGUGUGGGCACGUUAAUAAGGCUAGACGGGUGUUUGAUAGUUUGGUCGACAAGACUUUGGUUUCCUGGUCGACUAUGAUCAGCGGGUAUGCGAAGUUGGGCAGAUUGGAGGAUGCUCGGCAGCUUUUUGAUGAGAUGCCGGAGAGGAAUGUUGUUUGUUGGAAUGCAAUGAUUGCAGGGUAUGCCCAGAAUGAGAAGUAUAGUGAAGCCAUUGAACUAUUUCGUCGAAUGCAACAAAUGGGGGCUGCUGGGCCUAAUGAUGUUACUCUUACUAGUGUACUCUCCGCCUGUGCACAUCUUGGGGCACUUGAUCUGGGGAAGUGGAUUGAUAAAUUUAUUAGCCGGCAUAGGAAGGAAUUGAGUCUUUUCUUGGGAAAUGCACUGGCAGACAUGUAUGCAAAGUGUGGAUGCAUUUUGGAGGCUAGGCGAAUUUUUGACAAGAUGCAGGAGAGAGAUGUGAUCUCAUGGAGUAUUAUUAUUACAGGGUUGGCCAUGCAUGGGCAUGCAAAUGAAGCAUUUGGUUGCUUCUUUGAGAUGCUUAAGUGCGGAUUGAAGCCAAAUGAGGUUACUUUCAUGGGCUUAUUGACAGCUUGUACUCAUGCUGGUUUGGUUGACAAAGGGCUCAACUAUUUUAACACAAUGAACAGGGAAUAUGGAAUCAGACCUGCAGUUGAACACUAUGGCUGUGUUGUUGAUCUUCUAAGCCGUGCUGGCCGCCUUGAUGAAGCAGAGAGCCUGAUCAACUCGAUGCCUAUGAAGCCUAAUGUUGUAGUAUGGGGUGCAUUGCUUGGGGGUUGCCAGAUUUACAAAGAUACUUGGAGAGGCGAACGAGUUGUCCAUCGUAUUCUUGAACUCGACUCUGAACACUCUGGAAGCUAUGUCUAUCUUGCCAAAAUCUAUACUUCAAUGGGCAGAUUGGAUGAGGCAGCAAGGUGUAGGCUGAGAAUGCAGGAUGAUGGGGUAUUGAGAACUCCUGGCUGCAGUUGGAUAGAGGUGGAUAACACGGUUUAUGAGUUCUUCAUGGGUGACAGAUCCCACCCCUGGUCUGAUAAGAUAUACUCUAAAAUCAAAGAACUAGGGUUGAAAAUGAAGCUAGCUGGAUACAAGCCAAAUACAGAUCUUGUAGUGCAUAGCAUAGAUGAGGAAGAGAAAGAGGAUGCUUUAUCAACUCACAGUGAGAAGUUAGCAAUUGCAUUUGGCAUUCUAACCACUCCUGAUGGAACAACAAUUCGUGUUGUUAAGAAUCUGCGUGUUUGUGAUGACUGUCAUGAUGCAAUAAAAAUAAUAUCUACAAUAGUUGAGCGAGAGAUUAUUGUGCGGGAUCGCAGCCGCUUUCAUCAUUUCAGAAGUGGUAAAUGUUCCUGCAAUGACUACUGGUAGAAAGUGAUGGGCAAAUAGUGAAAUGAUUGGUGCAAUGAGGACCGGACCGGAGUCCGAUGUAUAUAUAUACUAUGGGGUCGGCAAUUGUUUCUUGAUUCUGUUGUUCCCUGCCUUUGUUAGAGCAUAAGAUAAUGCUGCAUAAGUUGUUUUGAUGUGGAGCUUUUCCAUCAUGUAGUAAGCGAAUUCUGAAGGUACUUGCAGUGACUACCACAGGUUGACUGUUGCAAUUCAAAAUUACGGGAGAGUAUUGAGAACUGCUUUAGUUGGAUAGAGGUGGAGGACAUGGUUCACAACUUCAACAGGUUGUGUUUGAGGUGCAGGUGGCACAAUCAGUCUGAGAAGAUGCCCCCACUUACUAUAGUUUUGGGAUUGAAAAUGAUACCAGCUAGUUACAAAUAACAGAUCUUGUGGCUGAUAGUACAGAGAUCAAAGAGCAGUAGGCCUUUAUCCACUAACAGUUCCAUCAUGUUGGCAGCUGCAUUUGCCCCUUGACAGUAUUAGUGAGGGAUCAUAGGUUCUCGUGUGAGAAAUUGCAAGCUUUUUGUUGUUAGAGAGGAGGGAAUUGUACAGUGGCUAUAAGCACUUUUCAUCAUCUUAAAAGCAGAGAUAUCCUUUUAAAAAGUAGAAGUAGCAAGUGAAAUAGCAAAUAGAUUGAGAACCGAGGUGCUGUGUAGAGGAGCUGGUUAUUUCUCAAUUCCAUUGGGACCAGCAGUGUGUCCUCAUGUCUCCUCGUGCUACUCAAAGAUCAUCAAAUGGUGUUUGUUAGUAUUGAGGCAUUGAAUUGAUCUGAGAGUGAGAGAGACUGUGUGUUUGUUUGCGCAUUGUGGCACUUGCGUGCCCGUGCCUGUGCCUGUGCCUGUGCCUGCAGCUUUCUGACAGCAUUAGACCAACUCCAGGGCUCCCCAUUCUUUGAGACCCAUUUUUCGUCUCAGAAGUUAUAGGCUGUUCACGGUACCCACCACAGUAAUUUGAAAGAGGCUUGCCAAAGAAACAAGUGCUGCUCUCACUAACCAGAUUUAUCAUAUGCCUAUCUGAUUUGGCUUAUUAAUGACAGCAUUGGAGCAAUUGCAAGAGCAUGACUUAUAAUGCAGUACUUCAAUUUGGUAAGUGAGAGUUAUUCAUGGAAUUGGAAUGCAAGUAGUGAAAACUUGAAUCAUCUUGAGCAUCAAAAAUGCUUAAUGAUUGAGGGAACGGGAAAUGCAAGCCAUAAAGACCAUUGAAUUUGAUCAUGGGUAAGAAAAGAUAGAAGGGUGUGAAGGUUCAGAAGAAAACCACAAUCAAGGUAACAUCUGGUAGAAUCGUAAAUGUAUAUUUUCAGUCAAGGGCCAUCAUAUUGUCCAGGCGUUUUAGCUACAAGGAUAUGAUUGAGACUUCGAAAAAGAGAUCUUUGCAGUACUUUGGGACUUUGCUUUUGACUUUUAGUGGUGGCUCAAGAAAUGCUAGCUUCCUCGCUCCAUAAUUUCCGAGUUCAUGCAUUAUGAGCAGCCAAACUAGCUUUAUUUUGUAUCUAUAGGCAGUUUGGUACCAACUCCAUAAUUAUAAAAUAUAAAAAGCCAGGAAAACAUGCUCCACUGGAAUUUUGAAAUCGGUUUUUUGUUUCCUUUAAAAAAUUACAUAUCUGCCCAUAAAUUGAUCCAAGAUAAUCAAAAGCAGUGAGGCAAGCAGCCGAGCAACCGAUCAACCCAAACUUGUUUUCCUUUCUGAUACGGCUAACUGAAUUAUAUACUUAUCAUCCGCAAAUAUCAUCUUCAAGUUCUUCAGUGAGGAGGACUGAAUUCUGUAAAUUCUGUUUAACCAAGAGGUUUCUUAUGAACAUGUGCCAAAAUUAUGUAAAUUCUGUAAUAUGCUUGAUCAUGCAGAAGUGAAUUGUAAAAACAAGAAAGAAAUUGAGCAGAGGAAAGGAAAAAAGAGGAAAGAUCCUGAUACAACUAAAGAGCCAUUGGUUGCCAGGAUUCUUGUAAGACCAGUGACAAGAUUGCUGAGCAGAGUAACACUGCAGGGCCCAUUGAUGCAGUUAAGAUUGGUGCUUCUUCUUCCAUGCAAGGGGGGAGAGAACCUGAAGUAUGUAGGGGAAUAGGUAACGCUUCCCAUGCUGAUUUGGUUAAAACUGGAAAAUGCAUCGACAAUGGAACUGCCCCUCUUGGGCCUUCAGUCAAUGGCAUUUCCUAUGAGAGUGCUUUGGUACAAGAUAAGGAGUUCCAAAAUGUGACAAGAAAGAAAUGGAACAAGGGAUCUAGGCCUCCUUGAGCUCUUUUGAUCUUGCGUUCUCUUUGUGGUCUGGGUAUGCCCAAUUUUGUUUGUACCUGCUUUCUAGGUUUUCCCUAGUUUUGUUGCUACUUUGAUUGUAUGCGCUGUUCCCUGGGUAUGCCCAAGUUCGAUUGUAUUUGUUUUCUAGGUCUUUCCUAGUUGUGUUUGGGAGCUUUGGCAUCCCUUCUCGGUGUAUGUGUCAGUUUUAUCUGUACAUAUCCCUUUGAUCAAUAUACAUUUACCCUUUUGAUAAAAAAAAUAAAGAUAAACGAUGUCAUGGAAAUUUAACAGAAGUAGUCAUCAUUCAAAAAAGUACCAAUGUCACUCCAUUAUAGAUAAAUGUCUUUUACUAAGAUCAACACAAUCCCUUUCUGCCAAGAUACAAAGGCAUAUAUUUCAUACAAGGAAGCAACCAUAUGUCUUCAGUUUCCACAUAGCAAACAACUUCAUUCUCAAGCGGAGUUGUCCAUGACUUCAAACUAUGCAAAUACAAUUAUACUGCAACAAUUCCAACUCCAUGUAGGUAGGUAGGUGCAAGCUCCCAUAAAAGUAAGAAGAAUUUCCAACCAGACAAUGAAAAAGGCAGACAUACCAAACCAACUAGAGACCCUGGUCAAUGAGAUAGUCACCAAGCCUUUCAACAAUCAUGUUGCACUGACCAGGAGUGAGAGGCUCCUCAUAUAUGCCAAUGAUCAAAGCCUGAUUAGUUUUCUUGAUGGUAACACCCCCAGAACCCU